AUGCAGACGGACACCAGCCAGCGACGCACCGCCCUGCAGCUGCGCCAAGAGCAGGGGCUAUUGCAUUCAGGCUCGCAUGGACAGGCCAAGUCUGGUUCGCAAUCCAUUUAUAAGGUGCAGCAGCAGCAGCAAAAAGCUACGCUCCGUGGACGUGCGCAGGCGCAGGUGCUGGUGCAGAGGGGCAGCGGCGGGCUGCCGCCGCUCCACCCGACCCAGCAGCAGCAGCAGCAGCAGCAGCAGCAGCCGCAACGCCCCGCUCACGUCAAAAUCUCUCCAACCAGCCUGCCGCCCCUGGUGGACGGCGAUGUCAAGGGCGAGCUCUCAGUGGCCCUGAAAAACCUCGAAUGGCUCUCGCCCCGCGGCGCCCCCCGCGCCGUCCAGCUGCGCGUCAAGUGGUGGGGCGAGCCGGGCGCCGGCACCGUCGUGCCGCUCCACCCAGAACGCGGCGCGGGCGCCGCGUUCCCGGUCUGCUGCGGCCCAAAGUUCCUCAUCCGCUACCUCCGCGACGCCGGCAGCCUCGUCCUCGCCCUCGAGGAGUGCCCCUCCGGCCGCCGCGUCGGCGCCGCAUCGCUCCCGCUCGCCGCCGCGCACGCGUCGGCGCCGCUCGCGGCGACGCUGCCGGUCCUGGGCGGCCGCGAGCAGGUGCUGGGCCGAGCGGACGUGCAGCUGCAGGUGCGCUACAGCGGGGCGCUUUCAUCGUUUGAGAUGAACGAGCACCUGGCCAGCACGGAGCGCGGGCUGCCGCUGUACCCGCCGCCGGCGGGCGGGGCGCCGGCGGCAGCUGGGGCCGCAGCAGCGGCAGCUGGGGCCGCAGCGCGGCGGGGCUUGAGGGUGGCAUCGACCGCGCCUGCGGGCGCUGCUGCCGGGCUGGGCCAGCAGCUUGAGGACAAGGAGAAUGUUGAGGAGGGGGUGGCGGCAGCGGAGGGCGGCAGCGCCGCGCAGCUGCAGGAGGCGCUGGCGGACGAGCCUGUCGUAGCGGAAGUCUCCUUGCAGCCCAAGCUCGAGAGCACGCAGCAGCAGCAGCAGCAGCAGCAGCAGCAGCAGCAGCAGCAGCAGAAGGCAGGCGAAUCCGACCAUGACGGUGGCGAUCCCAUCGCCGCUAUCAUCGCCAAGGCGGAACGCCUCAAGGCUGCAAUGGACGAGGCGGUGGCGCAGGGGCUCGGUGCUGCUCUGGGGCUGGAUGUGCCGCCCCCGCAGGCAGCAUUUGCUGUCUCGACCGCUGCUAACCCAGCAGCUCUGGCAACAGGGACUGCGCAGACGCCGCCGCGUCAGCAGCAGGAGCCGGCGUGGCGCCGCCUGGUGCAGAUGGCAGGGGACUUGGGUACGCCCACCAGCCCGGGACCCCGCCAGCCGCCGCGGGCGCCGCCGCCCGCCCUGUCCCCUGCUGCAGCGGCCGCUGCUGGAAGCGUGGCUGCGGGAACGCCGCUUCUGGGAGUGGCAGGCUGCGAGGAGGAGGGCUCCAGCAGCGGCGCCAGCAGCAGCUGUGGCAGCUACAGCAGCGGGCUCUCAGAUCUCGAUGAGAUUGAGGAGAUCGAAGAUCUGCUCCUCAGGGAGCUUUUCUUCCCGCCCAAAAAGGCGAAAAGGCGAGCAGCACUGGCCGGCGGGGCCGCCCCAGAUGCUGAGGCGAGCGGCGCGCAGCAGGGGGAUCAUGGCCACGACGGAAAGGAGCGCGGGGCAGGAGAGAGCAAUGCUCCUGCAGGCCAGCCUGCGAAGCAAGCAGGCGGGUCCAGCAUGCAGCAGCAGCAACAGCGCAAGGCGGCGCCCCCAGGCCCACCCCUCGUCGUGACGCUGCUGGGAGCCAGCGGUGUGCUAGGCCCAGACGGUGCCCCAGCCUGCCGCCUCACGGCUCGCGUGCGCGCCGGCGCGGCGGCCGCUGAGGUGGAUCUGCCGUGGCAGCGGGGCGGCGAUGGGGACGCCGGUGCUGGUGGCGGCAGCGGCGGCAACAGGAGCAGCAGCGACCACGUCUGCGGUCUGGUGGAGGUCGAGUUGGAGGGCCCCGCCUCGCUGCUGCACGAGGCGAGGCUUGCCACAGACAGGCCGAUUGUCGCCAUCGAGCUGUGGGGCGCGUCCACGCCCGCCCGGGCCGGGGCCGAUGCGGGCGCUCGCUCCAGCGAGUGCAGGCGGCUGCUGGGCAUCGCGCGGGUUCCCCUCGAUGGAGCCACACAGCGCGGCGGCGACGGCGCCGGCAGCGGCGGCGCAGGUAGUGCAGAGGCGGCGGCUGCGGCGGCGGGCAGGAGCCCGCUGCAGCUGGACAGCCCGCGGCUGCUGGCGUCCGGCAGUUUUGCGGUGUGGGACCUGCUGGGCGGCCGGCAGAACGGCAGCCUGCAGCUGGCGGCCACCCUGCUGCCGCCUGCGGCGCCACCCAUGCAGCCUUCGCAGCAGCCAGACUCACACGCUUCGUUGGAUUUCAAUGCUGGGGAGCAACAGCAGCAGCCGCAGCAGCAGCAGCAGCAGCAGCAGCAGCAGCAGCAGCAGCAGGGGCAGGGGCAGGGGCAGGGGCAGGGACAGGGGCAGGGACAGGGGCAGCCCGAUGUGAUGCAGGACCUGGGUGUGGAUGCAGCGCCGGAGCAGGAAGAGCAGGCAGCGCAACCCAACUGCCGCCCCGCGCCGCUCAUCGGCGUGCUGCAUCACUUUGACGUGUCCAUCCACAGCGCCAGCGGCCUGCCGGGGCCGCGGGAGCUGCGCGCCGCGGGGCAGGCCGCGCCCGAGUUCCGUUUCGCGGGCUACUGCUUCCCAGGCGACCCAGAGGCCCUCUACACCGGGCUCGUCCCGUGCGCCAGCGGCGACGAUGGCGGCGCCUCCACGACCGUGUUUGGCGCCAGCGCACGCCACACCAUCCUUCUGCCGCCCUGCGCCAGUGUGGCGGAGCACCUGUGCGGGGAUGGAGGUGGAGGUGCAGGCACAAUUGAAAGCGCAGGCGUUGCGCUGCUGGUGUUCCAGGUGUUUGACAAAUGGGAGGACGACAGUGACGCCAUGGUAGCUUCCUGCCAGCUGCCCCUGGCCGACCUCGCCGCGCUCGCCGCCGUGGACAGCCCCGUUGCGCCAGACUGCAGUGCGGCGCGCCAGGCCUUUCUGCUGCCGUUGCAGCUAGACCCGUCCUCUGGCGAGGCGCGCGCCGCGGCCGCCGCGUCAUCGCUGGCUGCGGCGGGGCCGGGGCUGGCGCCGCUGCUGCAGGUGCACGUCUGCUACAGCGCGGAGAGCUGCUUUUCUGUUGACUCGGGUGAUGCUGGCGAAGGAGGCGGUGACCAGGAUGGUGCAGAUGGUGCGCAUCUAGAGCAAGGCGCGCCGGGCAACGCCGACACCCAGGGCAGCAGCGGAAGCGCGCCGGCCGGCGUCCCACAGUGCCCCGCCGGCAGCCCGGGGGUCGAUGGGUCCAAAGCUCUCGACGGCGACCCCAGCGGCGGAGGCGCCACGGGCGCGGCGGCGGCGGACCUAGCCAGCUGUGGCGGCGGCCAAAGCGCCGCCCGCGCCGCCGGGGAUCUGCCGGCGGUGGGACCGGGUGGUGCGACCGCGGCGGAGCCAGGGGCUGAGCUCGUCAUCGAGAUCAUCAGGGCAUGUGGACUGCAGGCCGCGGUCAAGGAGGCGCAAGCUUGGCUUGGCGGCGACGGCGGCCUCCUCGGCCGCGCCCACCAAUCUGGGCCGCACCCGUUUGCUACGAUCGAUCUGGGGCUGUCGGGCAGUGAGAAGCUGCUGCUGAAGACCCCCGUCAAGUUUGGCUUCCGCCACCUCGUGCCCCUCACCCUUGACGCCGAGACCCUGACUGCGCUCGCGUCGCGCGAGGCGCGGGUGGAGGUGUGGCACCAAGCGCCCCGCUCCCAGGCGGUCGCCGCCGCGCUCGCCGGCGGCAGGCCGGCGCCCGUCGGCGCCCCUGACGGCGCGGACGCGGCGGCCGGCAGCGGCGCGGGGGCAGUGGCGGCGCGGCAGAGCGUGCUCCUUGGCGGCGCGUCGAUCGCGCUGGCGCCGCUGCUGAUGAGGCCGCAGGGGAUCAGCGGCAGCUGGCUGCUGCUCAGGUCGCGCCGCGGCGACCCAGUGGGCGCAGUCCAGGUGUCCCUCUGCUUUGCGCGCAUCGGUGGCCGCCCCCACGACACCAGCAUCACAGCCAAAUGCCCUCUUGAGAGGUGA
Molecule: messenger RNA, 4122 nt
Organism: Monoraphidium neglectum
Lineage: Eukaryota; Viridiplantae; Chlorophyta; Chlorophyceae; Sphaeropleales; Selenastraceae
Exons: 6
Coding region: 1-4122 (1373 amino acids)
Biological process (GO): cilium assembly; centriole elongation
Cellular component (GO): centriolar satellite; centriole
Source: RefSeq, a predicted model, not a curated record